Molecule: messenger RNA, 911 nt
Organism: Anas platyrhynchos (mallard)
Lineage: Eukaryota; Metazoa; Chordata; Aves; Anseriformes; Anatidae
Source: RefSeq, a predicted model, not a curated record
AGGGCACGGGAGGACACUCACUCCCACACGAGCAGCUUUCUGGGAAUUAGGGCCACGGCCCAACUGCUCUGCCAGCCGCCCGCUCCCCUAAAACCCCCCGAAACCGGCCUGGGGGGCACAAAAACCCCGCAGGAGCUGGCCCCCGAGCGGCUCCCCGCAGCCCCGGCCGGCCCUAAUCUGCUGCGUCCCCGGGGAGGAGUACACGGCCUCCCCCCGCCUCCCCUGCGUCCCCCAGCAGCUGAAGAGCCUCCUGAUGGUGGUGGUGGCCGUGGUCUUCCUGGUGGUGCUGGUGGGGGCCUUCCUCCUGCUGGGGCUGCACCUCACCGAGACGCACGCCGAGACGGUUUUGAGGAUGAGCAUCGAGGGGCUGGGCGCCCAAGGGCCCCCCCAGCACCUCUCCAUGAGCAGGAAGGAAAGGAUCGGGACGUUCGCCGUGGCCGAGGGGCGCAAUUCCUCCGCGCUGCUGGUGUACGACUACGGCAAGCUGCUGGUCAGCUACAGGUCCUGGCUGCACCGCGUGUGCUUCAUCACCCGCGUGGAUGAGGACAACCUCCCCGGGCUGGACGCCGUCACCGAGGUUUUCCAGCGGCGCCAGGGCGAGGGGAAGGCUGGUGCUGAGCCCCUGGCUGACCGCUCCAUCCUGGGCACCACCGCCAACGUCCUCUGCAGCUCCGUGCCCAUUUACUGGACCUAGCAGGGGCUGGGGAUGAGGAGGGGGCGUCCCUGCCAUCCCCGUGCCCCCUGUGGUGCCCCUCUGGGCUCCUUCCUCCUCCUCAUCAUCAUCCUCAUCAUCCUCAUCAUCGUCGGCUUCAUCACCGGCCUCGGCACCGCGUGGUGCUUGCAAUAAAUGAUUGGGGUUCGCUGCGGGAUGUGCGCUGCUGUCGGCAAAGUAAAGCUGGGCGCUGCCUCCA